AUGUGCGCCGUGCCAGAAAAGUCAUGGACGGACGCGGGCGCGUGCCAGCCGUACUAUGGAGAUUGCGAGUUGGACAUGUUUUCGUCGUGCGGCUGGGGCGCGUAUCCGACAGGCGCUAAAACGUGCGCGAGCAAAUAUGGUAUACCAUACAAGUGGAGGUACAAGUGCAAGGCGAUACCCGUGCCAUACAACAACGGCCAGUGCUCCGCGUGCAUGCCCGGGUGCGAGCUCAUCCACGGAUCCAGGGAUACGUGCGACUGCUCGAAAACCAAGUUUUACGAUGAGCUGGACAACGCGAUCCACCAUGUGGGCGAGCAAGCGAAGGACGCGUGGGACGACGCGAAGGGAUUCGCCAAAGAGGUCGGCGACGAGCUCGGACCCAUCGUGGAUAAAAUGAAUGAUUUCCCUGAAGACGCGCUCAAUUGGUUCAAAGAUCAAAUCGAUAAACCGUGCGACGUCAGUCCGUCGGAUCUGAACGAUGCGUUUAAAACGUUCUUGGACGCGAUGAAACCACAAGACGUGAAUAAGAUCAUGAAGGUGUUCUCUGACACCCCGUCGAAGGUCGAGGACAUAAUGGAAGGCCUCGGCUCGCCGGUGUGUGACUACAUAUGGACGUUCGGGCUGCCCGCACCGAACAUCUUGGCCCAAGUCGUGAAGUCGUUGAGCACAACGCUGAAAGAUAAGUGCCCUCUGGUCUUCGACACGGGGAAGAAUUCCGCCAUCACUUUGGGAUUGACCAUGGACGUCAACGUGCAAAACCCCGCGACUCACCCCAACAAGUACACGGCCAGCGGCGGCGUAGUGCAUGACACAUACUCGGGCGGUAUGGAACUCGGUGUCGGCGUCGACAUAAACGGCAACCGAUUUUGCUACGUCGGCGGUUGCACCAUGAAAGGGAAAGUCCUUCAGCUCAAGACACCAAGUCUUGGCACGCUCGACGUGGGCAUGGCAGUGACCGUCUACGGGGAAUUUGCUAACGUUCCUGGCGCAGCCCAGGCGACCACGUUUGGCGGCGGCAUCGAGAUCCCUGCUCCUGUCUUCUUCGGAAGCGGGCUCAAAGCCGAAGGUUCCCUCACGCUCAUGUACGGAACCGGAGAUAAAUGUGGUGAAGACGAAAAUGAAAAAUGUGAGCCAAAACAUGCAUUCGGUGUCUCCAUAGAUGUCGAAGGCAACCUCGCCGCGGCGUCGUUUGGCGUCGAGGCGUCUUUCGCGGAAGGCCUUUGCUACACGUCAUUAUGCGUCCUAGCGGACGGAGGGCACUGCGAUUCAAAAUUCGGCAAUGAAGACAAUACCUUGAGCUCUCAGGUCAAGGAUUUUGGAGACAGUGUCGCACACUUCUUCGGCGAGGAAGCCUCGGCAGCGAUGAAAAAACAUGAUGAAGCGAAGAAAGCAGUUGAGCUGGCCACGAUGGACCCCAUGCCGGGCUCCACGACUGUCGAUGAGUUCAACUCGGACAACUCCACAACAGUCGAUGAGUUCAACUCGGACAACUCCACAACAGUCGACGAGUUCAACUCGGACAACUCCACAACAGUCGACGAGUUCAACUCGGACAACUCCACAACAGUCGACGAGUUCAACCCGGACAACGCUACUGCGGUGCCCGAGCCCGAGCCCGAGGAUUACCACUACGAAAAAAUCGCGAAUAGAGCUGUGCGAGGGCAUGGAGCAUCAGGCGCGUGCGAUGAAAGAUUGUAUUACGGAAAUGAUUCUGGUGGAAUCCAAAGGUGCGAAGAGCAGUGCAAUCAGUGCGCCGACUGUAAAGGCUUCGUGGAUAACCGAGACGCUUCACCCGCAUACUGCGUUUUCAAAAGUUCGUCGAAUGUGUACGAGAAGUCAUCGAAGGAUUGGUAUGGAAAGCAAUAAACCGGAAUGCAAGAACAAGAAGAAGUUGC
Micromonas pusilla CCMP1545 is the source of this 1895-nucleotide messenger RNA. RefSeq lists its product as uncharacterized. The transcript has a single exon. The record is from RefSeq and is a predicted model, not a curated record. Bases 1 to 1866 code for a protein of 621 amino acids. NCBI's taxonomy places the organism in Eukaryota, Viridiplantae, Chlorophyta, Mamiellophyceae, Mamiellales, Mamiellaceae.